AGGAAAAUAAUUGACAAAUAAACGAAAGAAAAUACAAUAAAAAAGCAUUGCAUUAUUGAGAGUGCUUAAAGUUUGAUAUCAAUAAUUUUGAUGUAUAUUGAAUGAUAUAUUUCUCGUUUUAUGUGGCAUCAAUUGCGCACACAUUAAAAACAGAUUCUUCUUUAGAAUAGAAAUAGAGAAAUAGAAAACAGUGUGUGUAUGUGUGCUGCGCUUGAAUGUGUUAGGUUGUGAAGUAUAUGAAAAAAAGAAUAUUAGAAGAAAAGUCAAAUGGCGGAUAUUAUAAACAUUGGAAUGAUCUCCGUAACAGUUCGUAACCAGGCGUCAUAAGCAUAUGCCUGAAGAAAUCUAUCAUUCAAGGAUGCCAGUACCCAGAAUUAAUGAAAAAAAUGUGGAUAAUGAUUGAGUGAUAAUUUUUGUUUUUGUAAUAACAAAAAAAGCAACAAAUCGCCAACGGCGAUCGGACUAAAUUAUGUUCGGACUUACAAUGUCACAAUGCAAUGAUGAUGAGUUGCAAAUGCAACGGAAGUACAAACAGCGACAACAGCAGUUGUUCCAGUCUUACAAACACUGUAAGCGACGAAGGAAGAACCGUUCAACGACUUCGUUAUCCCGUAGUAUCACACUUCGGCCGAUUAUGUGGUCACUAGGUCAAAGAUGCUGUUCGUACGAAGAUUGUACACAAUCAACGAUAGGUUUAAAACGACCUCAGGUCUAUUGGUGGAUGUGGCUGUGUAGGUGUCAACAAUUCCCUCUACUCGUGCUGGCAUUAGUUAUGGUCAUGACAUGCUUUCCAGCUACCUUUAAACUUUCAGAGGCAGCUGCCGUUGCCGACAGCAGUACAAGCAUUGGCGAGCCACUAAUGAAAUCAUAUCGCAGUAUAUCGACUUUGAGUGCUGUUCCAAAUCCUUCCUUGGCAUCGUCAUCGGAAUCAUUUUCACCCAAGCAACAGCGUGAAUUGCAACAACAACAGUUGUUUUCUCUGCUGAAGCUGGACAAUAUAUCGAAAUCGGGUUUUAUGGCAGAACCUGAGUCGUCAGUGCCCAACAAACACUUUGAUGCUACCGACCUUCGUCAUCGGAACGGCGGAAAUGUUAAUCACCACAGUGGCGAAGAAAACGGGAAUGAGUCCGAAUUUUUGACUCUGAAACGUUCGGCUGCCACACUCUUGGAAACUACUGGCUAUGUUUCCGACGAUGGUCAACAAUAUGAGAAGGUGGGGAGGGCUCUUGCUGCAGCAGCAGUCGCAAAUGCUCCUAAUGUCCAGCAGUCGCCUAUUGCCAACAACAAUGUAGACUGCCCCAAAGAAUGCAAGUGUCUGAAUGACUACUUUGACUGUGGAAAAAAACAUUUAGACCGUAUUCCGACGUUGCCAAACUACGUCCAAGUCAUCGACCUGCUGGGCAAUAAACUGAACGAUACAUCGGUUUUGCAAAUACGCAACUUACCAGACUUGAAUAAACUAGUUCUAAAGCGCAACCAAUUGGAAACGAUGCCAGUAUUUGUGGGCCUCACCUCACUAAAGCAGCUAAGUUUGGCCCAUAAUCGUAUACAAAGGAUCUCUUCUGAGUCGCUUGCUGCUUUGCCGAAGCUGAAAUCUCUGGAUUUGUCGAAGAACUACCUGCAUGCCAUCGAGUCGGAUUACUUUCCAAGCCCAAACCGUCUGCUUCACUUAAUACUUAAUGGCAAUGAAAUUUCCAGCAUAGGAGAGAAUGCAUUUGAGAAUCUUUCAAAUCUGCAGGAUAUUGAACUAAAUAACAAUCACUUGACUACGCUGCCCGGUGGUGUAUUUAAAAGUAUGGGUAAAUUGCGCAAACUAUCUUUGAACAAUAAUCAGUUGGAAAUCAAUUGGUCAACUUUCCGAGGACUGACGUCGUUACAAAAGCUUUUUCUGAAAUCAAACAAUAUUCGAAUACUUCAGGAUGGUGUAUUCCAUGUUAUGCAAUCGAUAGAAACUAUUGAGCUGGAUCACAAUGGCAUAAGCUCUUUAAGUCGCCAGGGCUUGUUCAAUUUGACGAAACUGCGUCACUUGAGUCUGUCAAACAAUUCCAUAUCUCGUAUCGAAGUGGACACCUGGGAGUUCACUCAAUCACUAAUGAGUCUGGAUUUGUCCUAUAAUAAUAUAAGCGAGUUCAAGCCGCAGCACUUGGAGUGUCUGCAACGUCUAAAAUAUUUGAAUUUGGCUCAUAACAAAAUACAGUAUUUAAUGGAGAAUACAUUCGACUGCGUUAAAAAUUUGGAGGACUUGAACUUGAGACGCAACAAACUGUCAUGGAUAAUAGAGGAUCCGGGCGCAGGACCACCAUUCAAAUCGUUGCGUAAACUUAAAAAAUUGGACCUGUACGGAAACAAUUUAAAGCAAAUCAACAGCAAGUCAUUGAGUGGCCUUUCUAGUUUAGAAUCCCUGAAUCUGGGAGGGAACGCCUUAGCCUCGAUACAAAUGGCUGCCUUCGAUCACCUGACGCACCUUCAAAAGCUGACAUUCAAAUCCCUCAAUUUCAUUUGUGACUGCGAAAUUGUGGGAUUCAAACGUUGGCUUACGAAACACUUGCAAGCAACUGCCCAGCAGACGACAGCGCCGUCUUCGCAAGCGGUUUGUGGCUACCCCGAACACCUGCUUGAUCGAGAAUUAUUGUCGUUGCAGCAGAACGAAUUAAUAUGCGGUGAAACCCCAAAACCAAAAAUAUCCCACGAGCCUUCAAAUCAGUUGGCCGUAAAGGGAGCUAACAUCACAAUGGAAUGUCGGGCUACUUCCCCCAGAGCAGCAUCUUUUUCUGCGACGGAUGAGCUAAAGAUAAAGUGGCGACACGACAACCGCAAUGUAAAGGAAAAAGAUCGUAGUUUGUCGCUCGUCAGCCCGUCUUUGGGAACUGCUUCGUAUGCCACCACAGACACGCAGAUUUACAAUGAUCCAUCUAACAAUCACACCACAAUAAUUGGCUACUUACGUUUGUUCAAUGUCACCUACGAAUUGGCUGGCAAAUAUCAGUGCGUAGUAUCUAAUGCAUUCGGAACAACAUAUUCGCAGAAAUUUAAAAUUUCCAUUGGCAUUCAUCCUUCGUUUCUGCAAAUUCCAUCAAAUCUAACAAUUGAUUCCGGUGACACUGCCAGACUGGUUUGUUCCGCAACAGGCGAUCCUACACCUGUAAUUGCUUUGCAGAAAUUUGGUGCGAGCGAUUUCCCAGCCGCAACCGAACGACGUUUGCAGGUAUUGAGGGAGGAGAAUGCGUUCGUUAUCACAAAUGCAAAGACGACCGAUAGUGGAAUUUACACCUGUACUGCAGAGAGCCCUGCCGGUGAAAUCAAAGUCAAUGCAACGUUGUCUGUUAAUGACAAACCGCAACCCUAUAUUCCCACCAUUACUAAAGAAAUAGCUGUGGGCAAAUCAAGUGUUCUUGAGUGCCUAAGCGAAUUUGCUUUCGAGCUUAAUCAACCGCAUCGUGAAUGGUACAAGGACAAUAAACCCUUUCACAUAACGCCAACUUUUGACUCAGAUCGAUUCUAUUUCACCGCUGAAAAGGAACUGUUGAUUAUAGUUAAUACACAAUCAGCUGACUCUGGACAUUACCGUUGCGAAAUCACUGACAAUUCGAAAACCUACACUAUGCAGAUGGAUCUAAUAGUGGUCAAGGAGUAUUUUAGUCAGCGCAUCAUUAUCAUUGGGGUGGUAUUGGUCACGCUGACUUGUAUAGUGGUGGGAUCACUUGUAGUGUGGAUCAUUCUAUUCUACCAGAAAAGAAAACUGUGCGCGGGCGCUGGACAACGAAAUGGUCCCGGAAGCGGCUCCAGAGUAGCUGCCGCCCAAGACUCUAUUUUAGAUCAAACUCAAAUGACCACACUCAAUCGCACCUACAUACGCUCCAAUCGAGAUCCAUGCCAGCAGAGGCCCAGGAGCUUGGCAGCCUUGGAGUUGAACUCCGGUCGUUAUCAAUGCGAUGACGACAUCAAUCAGUCGAUGGUUGAACAACGAAGCUGUUUAAUUGUCAGCACGACGCCAAAUUACGCCAAUCAACUUCUCAUGCAACGUGGCAUUCGAGAUGGACGCAAUGGUCAAAAGAUUCUCAGAGACGAUGAAGAGGAUCUGACUUUGGAAUACUUAGGCUUAAAUACGUCACAUGAUACAGAUGCGCAACAGGACCAUUUGUCCAGUAAAGAUUCGGGUACCGGUUCGGAUGCAGCCAAUAAACGCAGUUUGGAAGAUUUUUCCGUAACCAUAAUGUCAGCCCACGCGUCGACACCCACAACAAGUGGAUCGGUAUUGAAGUCCAAACCAAAGACAUCCCCAACCAAAACAGCAGCAGAGGACGAAAACGAAAUCUUUAAGGCGGACACAAAUGCGAUUGACCAGCAUGAAGAUGGCGACGACAUAAUUGCUUCGCCAAUGUUGGGUCUUUCAUUGUAUGCCAUAGAAGCUAACAAUACAACGUUUAACAACAAUCGCUCGCCUAGCCACAAUAAGGAGUUCAUUCGAACCCCCAGCAUGCAAUCAAUCAGUGAUAAUAUGAACACAAGCGUUCCCCCGACUGAGAAUUGCCUGGAGCCUCUAACAAGUUCCACCCAGCGCCACACCAACACCCACAUGGUGGAUAUAUGAAUUGAGACAUCCCUCCCCCAAAACAAAAAAAAAAAACUUCUGGAGUGAUUAAAUCCAGGAACCAAAAAGACUGUUCUUUAAAGAUGUAAUUCACGUUUCAACACACCUUAGUUGUAAGAUUACCGACUCCUCGCAGUGUAAAGUAAAGGUAUCACAUUUUCAUCCUUCAAAGAACGAACGGUGCAGCUACUAAACAAUACCAAUACCUAUCCUGCCUGUCUGAUUUCUGCGCAAGUCCCCCAGUCAUCUUUUAUAUAUUUUUGUGAUAUUAUUUUUUUUAAGUCAUUUUGUGCGUGUUUUAUUCAUAUAAUUUGAUUUGGCAAAAAUGUAAAUACCACAACUGGCCGAUCACUGAGCCACCCCCCACCACUUUAUUUGCCACACAAGAUUUACACUUGCCUGGUAUCUGAUAGCCAAGCAAUCAUAGACAAAAUAAUGCAAAUCUUCCGGGUCUACAUAUUAUUCCACAUAGUCAAGCCGAAAAAGUCUGUAUCAUAUACAGAAGAUAUCCAGUACAAACCACUAACGUUAUUAAAAGCCAAGUUCAAAACUCAUCCGUUAUUAGAAUACAUUUAAUUUAGCCUUUGAUGGUUCCAGUGUGUUGCAAAUGGUUUACCCCCCCCCCCCCCCCCCACUCAAGUUAAGCUUUAAUUCCUACCAAACUUAUAAGCCCUUCUUAUGGUUGGGAUUAUGGGCACUUUCUGUCAUGCAAAAACUAAAUGAAAAUGCUUAAAGGGACUGUCUGUCGCCUCAGGCCAUUACGUAGCAACAGCAGGACUGCUAUAGCCACCGCCACAUCUGUCUCGUAUCCGAAAUAUUCCGACAAUACCAACCCUAAGGAGGGUGAUGUAAAUGUCAUAUCCGUUGUUGUUGCUUAAAACAAACGAAAGACCAAUUCGACCGACAAUUAAGCCAAAGAAGUUAAUUAGCGAACGAAACUCUAAUUUAUAGAUUUGUUGUACUGAAGAUUUACGACGCCUGUGCCUACUCCAAAAUGAAUAACCUGCCUGCCUUAAAGUAUACAAUUCUAUAAUGCAAUAUUUGAUAUUGUCUACUGUGGGAAUCCGGACCAGAUCCCUAGAUUCCCAAAUGAAGUGUGAGACUCAAAUUAUAUGUAUAUUCUGAAACUUGCCUUCUAGUGUAAAGACUAGCAGAUAAUUCCCUAUUUAUGAAAAACAAAUGAUAUUAAUAUUAUAAUUACUAUUUAUAUUUGUAUGUAGUACAUUAAAUAAGAAGACAUUCAAAUAUCAACAAUGUCCCAAUCUAGUUGUAGCAACUGUAUCAUUAGGAAAUGUUAAAUAAUAAUAAUAAAAAUAAACAAAAACUUAGCAUUACGACCUCCCUCUAUUUUAUAAUUUGUAACGCAACUUAAUUGACUGUAAACAUGUAUUAAAAAUCAAUUAAACUAUAUUUAUAAAACAAAA
Messenger RNA from Musca domestica (house fly), 6015 nucleotides. It is a transcript of the gene lbk, whose product is annotated as leucine-rich repeats and immunoglobulin-like domains protein 3. The transcript has 9 exons. Lineage: Eukaryota; Metazoa; Arthropoda; Insecta; Diptera; Muscidae. The record is from RefSeq and is a predicted model, not a curated record. Gene Ontology annotation, molecular function: protein binding. The coding region runs from base 470 to 4591 and encodes 1373 amino acids.